Molecule: messenger RNA, 3788 nt
Organism: Python bivittatus (Burmese python)
Lineage: Eukaryota; Metazoa; Chordata; Lepidosauria; Squamata; Pythonidae
Gene: OSMR
Product: oncostatin M receptor
Biological process (GO): cytokine-mediated signaling pathway; positive regulation of cell population proliferation
Cellular component (GO): signaling receptor complex; external side of plasma membrane; membrane
Molecular function (GO): ciliary neurotrophic factor receptor binding; oncostatin-M receptor activity; cytokine binding
Source: RefSeq, a predicted model, not a curated record
GGGAGUAUCUUUCACGCUAGCCGCCGACUGAGGACGUGAGUUGCUCGCCUGAAUCGGCCUCUUCUCCUCCCGCGACGUUACUUUUUGACAAGUGACCGGGUUUCCCUUCUCUGGCGUGAGUCGCGUGGGAUCGCUCAGCUCCUUGAUGCGGAGAGGCGCUGCGGAGGAGAGCCAGCAGCUUCCCCCGUUGGUGUGAAGACUGCUGAAAACUGGCUAAACUUUGCUAGGCUUUAAUUUUAGGAGGAAGUUUCUCAAGCAAAAGCUUUGGACUGUUUGAGGGUUCAAGGGCUCCAUGAGCUAGAAGGACAAUCUGUAAAUGCCAGACUGAGAACUUCAUCAUUUCAGAUCUCAUAAUUUCUCAGGAACUGGGCUAACUGAUGGACCACUUGAUAUUUCAAACAACACUUCUCUGCGUAGCACUAUGUUUCGGUCUGUUUCAGAAUCAAGGCAACCAGGUGUUUGAACCAACAAACCUUAGAAUUCACCAAAAUAAUUCUGUUCAGCAGCUGUUACUGGAAUGGGAUGUUAGUGAUUACUCCGAAGCAUUUAAUUCCGAAAUAGAAAUUUUAUUUAACAUUCAAAUCCGUUUAAGAGAAGAAGAUAGGAUUAUUUUGAAUGUGAAUUAUAUGACAGUUCUCAAUAAAUCAAGACAGCAUCACCAACGGAGGUUGUUCUCUGAUGUACCCUUAGAGUGUGCAACUCAUGAAACCAGAAUAAGGAGCAAAGUGAUGUCUUCUAAAAUUUGGAGUAACUGGAGUUAUUGGGUAGCAGCAAAUGGCCCGGAUGCUCUCAGUGGUAACAGAAUUUACAUCUUCCCUGAAUACAAAGUAGCUGAACGAGGUUCCAACGUCACAUUUUGCUGCAUUGCAAAGAAAAAUAAAACUGUAACUAGUUUUUCAGUUUACAACCGAACUGAGCAUCCGACACCAAAGCAGCGAGUAAUAUUUACUAGUAAUGCUACAUUUUCACUCCCCAGUCGCAUUCAAGUCGCUUGUGGUUUUUCUGAGAAUCAUCAUAACAAUUCAACUUAUCUCUACCUCACAAGGCAGCCUGAUAAACCCCGAAAUCUAAGCUGUGAAACUGAAGACAUGAUUAAUAUUACAUGUACUUGGGAUCCUGGAAAGGUAGAGUCGAACAAUAAUGUUAAGUCCGUGUGUCCAACAAAGUUUAUUUUGUCUGAUACCUCUUCUACAAAAACAUAUUGCAGUUGCGUUACAAAUUGUAAAAAUAGCUGUUCAUUCAAGAUGGGCCACCAAUCCAUAUAUGAUGUAAACUUGAUUUCCAAAAAUUGCCUUGGACAGAAACAUGAGCAUCUUAGUUUUGAUGUAAACUUCAGAGUUCAUCCUGUGGUUCCCAGUAAUCUAUCAGUGGAUGAUCAAAAUGAUACUUUCAUCCAGUUAUCUUGGCGUGUAAAGCCAAUAAGGGGAAACCCACUGUUGUUAUGCCAGAUCAAUGCCGCAUAUGCUGGUGGGAAUAAGCAGUACAAUAUCACAGUGCAGUCCAGUCCAGACUUCCAUCCCCACAUAAAACUGGGUGAUUUGCAGCCUUACACAAGCUAUACAUUAAAAAUACGCUGUGCUACAGCUGUCAGUCCCUUCUGGAAGUGGAGUGAAUGGAGCCAGAAUAUACAUGCCAAGACUCUUGAAUCUGCUCCAUCAGGAUUGCUUGAUAUCUGGAGAGUUAUUAACCCAGGCUUGGAGCAGCGUAAUGUAACUGUAUUCUGGAGGGAAUUGCCAGGAUUUCGUGCUAACGGAAACAUUAAAACAUAUGAUCUAUUUUGGGAAAACUUAGAGGACCCUUCAGUGCAGCAUCACAAUUACUCUGUUUCUGCGCCACAGAACUACACAACAAUUUCUCUUGGCAGCCAUUCUUACAAAAUCCUUGUCUUGGCAAGCAACACUAUGUUUGCAUCCUCUCCCUCUGGGAUUAUCAUCCCAGCAACUUACGAGAAUGGUAACGUGCAUUAUAGUGAAGAAAGCACAAUCAACAAUACAGCACAUAGUAUUUAUAUUUCUUGGAAGCCUCAAAGCAAGUUCAAUCAGUAUGUUGUUGACUGGUGCAACCAGCCCAAAAAUCACCCAUGUGAUUUUCAGUGGAUGAAGUUUGGGCAAAAUGACUCCAAUGCUUUCAUUACAUCUGAUGCCUUCAAACCUGGGAUAAGAUACACUUUUAGUGUGUAUGGAAUGGAAGGUGAUAAAAGUUAUUUACUUGAAAAGAAGGUUAAAUACCUUGAAGAACGGGAACCGAAACAAUACCUCUCAUUUAAAACAGUUACAGUAACUGCAAAUUCAUUAACAGUAACUUGGAAACGUUAUGAUCAAGAAUUCAACUCUGGUUUUAUUAGAGGUUACAUAUUUUACAUGAAAAUGAAGAAUCAAAGCUGUGUCACCAAAGGAUUAGAACUAUUUAAACAUGCAGGUAAUCAAGUGAUAUGCACUUACCAAAUUGAAAAACCAAACCAAACUGAAUUCACAGUGAGACACUUGGAACCUAGCACAACAUACUGGUUUGCACUUCAGGCUUACACUGUCAAACCUGAAUAUAUCAUCAAUGACAAUUUUACUCAAGUGAUUACAAAAGAUGAUACAGAAGAAUGGUUUUCCCAUCUACUUCAGCUACUAGUGAUUAUCCCAUUAAUGCUGAUAAUGUGCAUGUGUUUCUGGAGAAGUAAUUGCAUGAGGAAUUGUUUGUGUCCUGCAGUACCCCAUCCUAAAGUGACCCCAUUUUUGAAGAUGAGUCCUGGAAUAAUAGAAAUCAGUAAUACAAUUCCUGACCAAUUAGUCGUGCUGGAGAAGCAUCAAGGGUCCAAACAACCUGCUUUGGGAAUGCUAAUAGAAAAUUUGAGUUACGUUCAAUCCACCUAUUACCCAGAACUACGGACAGAAGAGAGAACAAACCAGAAAUUCAACUCACAUCUAACAUCAUACAAACCUCUUCAAGACUUUGGUUUUACAGGCAGGCCCAGUCCCUGCACAUCAGAAACAAAAGACCAUUCAAAAGUCAAUUUGAAUUACCUCUGUCAAAUGGAAGUGCCUCCCUCUAUGGGUGAGGGAACUGAUUGCACCUGUUCUGUACAUUGGAUAGAUUACAGACCUCAGUUGAGCAGAACUUCCAGAAGAAAUACAUCGCUAUCAGAUUAAAAUGCAUGUUAGCUACCAAAUUCACUUCAGUUCACUCGGAGCAGCUUCUAAAUAAACAGGAGGCAUGUUUGCUGGGCAUUACAAUAUCUGAACAUAAACUAAUGGAAAUGGGGGAAAAACUGAAGAGGAAAAGAUAGGACAGCCUUUUAUGUUGGCUGAAGAAUUUUGCUGUUGGAUGCUAAAAGUGGAGACAACAUGCAGUAAUAAGGGACCUGCAUACUUGACAAAGAGAAAGAAACUUUCCCUCAUAUUUUGAAUGUGCAAAAGAUGUACAGUAUUGUACCUUUUCCAGACAAGUAAAAAUAUACAUAUAAAAAAUUACUUUUCAAAUGAUUUGAUUUCUGUCUAUAGUAUUUUAUCAAAUAUCCAUCCAGUUUCUUGACAACACAAUGGAAGUGGUUUGUUAUCACUUUCUUCUGGAAGUUUUUGACUUCUCAGUCUGAUCUGUACCCCUGGAAUUUUCUGGUGAUCUCCCAUUGAGGUACUCACUUGUUUCUUGUUGGGGGAGUCAGCCAACAUCAGCCAAGUAGGCAGUGCUAAAACGUGUUUCUUACUCUUCUUUAAAAAUGUGACCCUAUAGGAGCCCAUGGAGGGGGUUGGGUGUGUGGGAAAAUGACAAAAUGUGUGAUGAGGGCAAUGCUACUUGCU